UAAAAAACUCGAAUGGCUCCCCUCGAUGACAAUCACCAGCUCCCUUCUGCUCUUCCUCCUGUCCAAUCCCUAGUUUCAGCGAAUUUUUUUAGAUUUAGUCUUGAUUGAUUAUUUUAAUUGGGGCUUUUCCUUCUUUUCAAUCCUUUUGUUCCUUUUUAUUUGUAAUUUUUUGUGGAGUUUUUAUGAUUUGAAGAUUGAGUUUCAUGGGGUUUAUCAUCUUGCAACCAGCGUUGAUUUUCAUGGUGGAAAGUAGAUGCUUUGAGAUGCAUCAUCAUCAUCAUCACCAUCAGGUUUCUUUGUGGAGAAGAACAACUGAGCUUCACUCAAAGCCCGCAUUUUUGCCGGAAAUGAGAUAUCAACUCAGAAGACGGAAAUGGCGAGCCUUUGCAUUGGACACCGGUGAACCUUCAAAUAAUGGUGGUCAAGACGAGCUCAAUGGAGAUAAUGCCGGCCUUGGCAGAACAAGGUUGGGCAUAAUAGUUCGUGCUGCUGCAGCACAGCUUUUGCAAAAGCUUAAUGCUGCUAGGAAGAACUUCCCCAUGAAAAUAUUUCUUCUGCUUUUGGGUUUUUACACAGCUAAUGCUCUGGCCACAAUUCUCGGCCAGACUGGAGACUGGGAUGUGUUGGUUGCUGGUGUUGUGGUGGCUGCCAUUGAGGGAAUUGGCAUGCUGAUGUAUAGAAGGACCUCAAGAAUGCCCGUAGGUAGAUUGCAGUCAUUGGUGGUGAUGGUGAACUACUGGAAAGCCGGCGUUUGCUUAGGACUCUUUGUUGAUGCCUUUAAACUAGGUAGUUGAGGACUACACACAUAAUGCUUCCUCGCCUUCAGAGUUUAGAAUUCAGAUUCAUUAAAAAUGAUCUUGCAAAUACGGCAAUAUGGUGAACAAUUAAGUUUUCGUCAGAUUUUUCAUUUGAGCUCGAAGCAGUCAGAUUUCUCAUUUGAGCUCGAAGCAGACAGCAGAUGGUGGCGAUGACCAGUUUUGGUUUCUUCGUGAAUGUGUGUGAGAAAUAUUGUAUGCAUAAAUGGUUCAUUUUGUAAAAUCAGAGUUCUUUUUGGCUCACUUGUUAUACACCAGAUGACCAGAGUAUGGAUGUCAAAUUGUACCUGUGUAAGUUCAUUGUUAAUUGCAGAAAAUGGAUGAAAUG
Molecule: messenger RNA, 1143 nt
Organism: Dioscorea cayenensis subsp. rotundata (Guinea yam)
Lineage: Eukaryota; Viridiplantae; Streptophyta; Magnoliopsida; Dioscoreales; Dioscoreaceae
Product: ycf20-like protein
Exons: 2
Coding region: 204-794 (196 amino acids)
Source: RefSeq, a predicted model, not a curated record